GAGCUUGUCGUUCUUGAAAAGACUUCAUGGUCUUCGUUCCACAUUUCACAAAGUGAUUUUAAUCACUGAUAUUUGGAAAAAUUAUGUGCCAUUACUAAGAAUAAGGUGGAAGAACAGCAGACUAUUCAAAGAAUGGCAAACUUUCUGGGAUUACAAAUAUUUAUUAACGAUUACCAAAAAAAGCUUUGCCCAAAAAUAUAGUAGGUAAUAGUAGUCAAAAGAUCGAGGGGCAGAAGUUCGAAAUUUAGUGAGAAAUGCAAUAUAUAUACCAAAAUUAUCGCAAUGCCAUAUACCAAAAUUAUCGCAAUAUAAAAAAAAGCUAUCUUUCAGAAAAAAAAAGGAUAAAAAACUGGGAAAGGUUUGAUAGCUACUAUCGUUUCUGACAACUUCAUCAUAAUUUUAAAUAGCUGCCUACAAAUUGAAGAAAAUAAAGUAAAUGAUUGAUAACAACAUAACUCAAAAGAACAGCCCAUAAAUAAAAGAAGGGAGCAUCGCUAGUAGAAAUAUUAGUAGUAGAGUUUUUAUACACUACCACAGCAAAAUAUUUUAAAAGAACAGCCUAUGAAACAAAGAAGGAUGAAUAAUCUCUGGAUGAAAUUUUAGCUUUCGAAUUGAAGUUGGUGGAAUCCUCCUUUGAAACAUUAGUAACUUGAUUUUCAAUUGAAAAACAGCUUUUGGAUUAAAGAAGGGAAAAUGCUAGCAAAAUGGAAAAAUUUAUAAUGCCAAUAAAUACUUCAUUAUAACAAAAAAAAAAAACAAAAAAAAAUCAAUUUUUUUGGUGUUUAAAUUUUCAUGUAUAGGGAUGAGACAUAAAACAAAGAAUAAUUCCCUCACUGGCCAGUUCAUCCAAUACAUCUUUUUCCCACUUGUCCUUUUAUCCCAUCGACUUUUUAUCCAUUAGACCUCUUGUCCUUUGACCUUGUGUCCUAUAGCCGCAUACAAAAUAGAACUCAAAAGAACAGCAUUUUCUUUAAAGAAGGGUGAUACUUCUAUGAAUUUCAUGCACGCAUUUGACAAGCAUAUCUGUUCAUAUUUAUACUUAUUAGACCAAGCCCACCCGUGGGCUUAAUACUACACACGCAACAGCACGUCGUUAACGAUUUUUAAUUUCGUUAUCAACCCAUUCUCGCACCGGUCGUUCGUUUCCAUGUGAGUAAAAUAAUGAUCGGUCGCCUUUACGCACCGGUGGUCUCUAUUCUCUCCGUACCAUCGGUUUUUUGCACUUCUGUAAAUCAUCGCAAUAUUUUGUGUAUUUCAGUGGGGUUAUUGCAAAUCUUAUUCAGUAUAAUAAUUUGUGCUCAUAUUAUGAAAGAUGGGGUUUUGGAUAAGACUGAAAACUGUUAGUAAAAAUUAAAUUCAAAUAAAUAAUUCCCUUUGAGAUUUGUACCAGUUUUGGUGCCUUUUAUAGAUAUCAUUUUCUCAAUAAUUUAUGAUUGUAUGUUGCCUUUCUCGCAAGAAAUUUAUCUGAAUUUGAGAUUAUGAGCAUCUUAACGUGUAUUUUAACAUCAGCUAAUUCUAUACUCAGUCACAACCUUUUAGUUACAAAGCAUCACUCGCAAAUCUUAAUAUAUAUUGCGAUCUCUUGGAUGCUGGUAUAUGAAUAUUUUGUUGGAAGCAGAUUCUAUGCGCUUGAAGUAGACUGCGUAUUUGUCAAAGUACAUAAUGAGCCCACUCUCCUUUUUGGCACUUCAUACAACAAUUUUAACAUCCAACGCCUUGCUUUUUCUAUAACGAGGAACCUACAAUAUGACAGUCCUGCACACCGCCUAUUUUAAUUGGUGGAACUUGGCAGCUCGACUACAUUUUUUAAGAUUUUUAUCGGUAUGAUUUUGUUUCAAAAAGAAAUAACUGUAGUGUUUCUAUGUUAUCUUAGUUGAGUUAGGUACAGUCAAUGCAUCUUUGAAAAAUCGUAACUACUCUUAUCUAAUCUCAUAGAUGAUUCUUCGAAAUACUUGGAGUACAGAAUAUUUUAUUUCGGCAAGGUACUUCUCGAAUUUACAGGGGAGGAAGGAUGCGUGGACCGUGAAGUUACCCAUUUCGCACACUUUCUUCCUAAUGUCUCGUUUAUUUUAUAUUUUUAAAUUUAUAUUUGAUAAACCACCCACUGACGACCACCAUUUUCAAAAACAGCAAUCAUACCAAAACUCUUUUGCCUUUUUGAAAUAUACACGACAAAACGAAACGCGAGGCACAGCUCUUUCAAAGCGGAGGAUCUCAGCCCGGAAAGUUAGAGAAAGAAAACCUUGUGGUCACUUAUUACCGUCAAAUAGUUUCUUUUCGGGUUAGAAAAUAUGCACAUCUUCUCACCGGAAUCUGCUUCGGAUGACGAUAAUUUUGAAACUUGUCGGAACGAACUUCGCGAGUUAUUUAUUUGGACAUUUUUCUAAAUGUGCGAAACUAAGCUUUACUUUCUGCGUAGAAAACCCGGCUCAAACAUGUACGUGUUAAAACAGCAAAACUCACUGAAUCACUAUACAUUUCUUCAAAUAUUAGUUUCGAAACGAUCGGCCGAAUCAAAAACUAAAGGUGCGAUUAUGAGCAAUCGUAACUAUUUUUAAGAGAAAAUCAAUACAUUUUCGAUAUGCAUGAUCCUAAAAUUGGCGAAGAAGCGAAAGCUUUAUUCAUAACAUACCUACUUAAGCAAAGCUUGUCAAUUUAAACCUAUUAUUUUUCUGCGUUUGUAUUGUCACUCUAUCACAAUUCUAUGUCAGACAAUUUUUUGUGUUAUUCGUGUAACGAUCUAUGAUAUUGAUUGGUUGAAAAUUUCAAAUAUUUGAUGCAAACUAAAAUAAAUUCCUACCUAUACAAAGCAAGAAAAUCAUUCUCUAGAAACUAUAUACCUGGCAACAAAUCCAUACUAAUUUUCUUUCGUCUCCUCUUUACGCUACCCAAAGAGCUAAACGCGAGAGAGCGCACGAGCCUACGGAUAGAGACCGUACUUUGCGUGUCUCUAUAUUCUAAGCCCUGCUACGAACCGUACGUAAACUUUUCGCUUUCGAGCCCUACUUAGCAGCGACCGGUGCGGUUCGCUUCUUUGUUCGGGGCUCUACUUAACGUUAAAACGCUUGAUUGAGCCCAUGAGUGGGCUUGGUCUAAAUGUGCUCUUUAAACAAAUCGUACAAUGUAUGACAUUCCAUCCAUAAUCGUUUCAAUAAGGUUAGAUCAGCGAAUAAUGUUGCUGUCCAGAUCGCAGCUAGGUAUCUCAUUUCAAAGCUGAAAGUAAUACCAUUGGUAGGCUAAUGGUUCUCAGAGGUAACUCAAUGGUUUUUACCGCACUAACUACUUGAAAUAUAAUAGGCUCUCAGCAACAGCCAUGAAACAAUAACGUUUGAGAACAAUAUAUCAUUGUCCAUCAGUCAGUCGACGCGAGCAGACCAAAUGGCCGAAGACGAGGAACAAUUUUUUAGUUUAGAUGAGCCUACCAGUGACGGUGAAGAACUGGAGAACAAUGUUGGCGAAUUGAUUCAGACAAACAGGAAGCGCUUCAAACUACUUUACCGUGGUUUUGUAUAUCACAAGGACAAACAAGUAAUGUCUUCAAAACUUUCACUAAAAGUUUCAGAAGUUUAUAAUCGGGUUUUUUCUUGGGUAGGUGGAAAACUAUUGGUACUGGGAAUGUGAAAAGCGAAGGAAUCAAGAUGACGCCGAAAAAUGCAGAGGAAGAGCACGGACGAAAGUGAUUAAUGGCAGUCACGUGAUAAUAGCAACGAAAAACCACAACCAUAUGGCAGAUCCUCUCAGACUUGAAACAAGCCGUUAUAGGGAAGUCCUUAAAAGGAAGGCAUCACAAGGGGAUGAAAGAACUGAGAAGAUCAUUCGUCGUACUGCUUUCCAGUUUCCUGUUGAGGUAAAUCAAUAAGCUGAAUGUGUUUGCUAUAUUUUUAAUUGCCACCAUGUUCUAGGUUCAAACGACGGUAUCGAAAACGGCCCAGCGACGACUUUGCCAGCGCCAACGAAGUUCUGCUGUCUUGCCCAACGAUCCUACGGAUUUUGAUAUACUGGAUACGACAUUUACCAAAACCUUCGAUAAUGAAAGGUUUUUGUUGAAGAACGUGGAAUAUCGCAGCGGACGAAUAAUGAUAUUCUCUACCGCAGCAAAUCUAACAAGUCUAGGCCAAGCGCAGAUACUUAUUCUCGACGGAACAUUCUCUUCCACGCCUAAAGGGUUUCGACAGGUGUUUACUAUUCAUGCAUCUGUGGGGAAUGACGCUGCUCGGAAAUUCAUGCCGUUUGUUCAUAUGCUGCUGCCCGACAAAGCGGAAACAACAUAUAAGAAGGCAUUGAAGUUGGUGAAAAAUGCUGCAGCUGAGAAUGGCGUAAUGCUUGAUCCUCGCGUUGUUCUGACCGAUUUUGAAAAAGCAGAGAUAACGGGUGGCCACUAAAUAACGGGAAUGCUUUUAGCAGCUGAUUAAAAACAAUAGAAGCGUCCAUAGAGUAAACAUUUUUUAGACAAAUCCAUCGUCUAUCUAUCCACAAAGUCAGCGUAUUUUUUAUUUUGUGUCAACUUAUUCUGUUCUGCAGAAAACGACAUUGAAACAGGAAGCACUACCAAAACGCCUUGGACGGCUCUACUGAUUGCUCAAAACAACCGUAAAAAAGUUAAUAGUAAACCAUUAUAAAACUAGAACCCGCCCGGUUUUGAAUGAAUUCCACAUUUCGGCAUCCCAAGAAACAGAUCCUGAAGGAAAUAGAGGAAAACUAGCAAAACCAAUAAGCAUGAUAUCAUUUCACAUAAUAAAAUCUUCUUUUGUGACAUGGGCUGGAUAAAUCAAUAGAAUGCCUUGUUAAAUAACAAAUAUUUACAUCAAAUCACAUUUGGCGCUGUCCAUAAACUACGUAGACUUUUUUUCGGCCAUCUCAGACCCCCCCUCCCCCCUCGUAGACUUUUGUCCAUACAAAAUUUUCGAAAUUUGUAUGGAGCGUAGACUUUGGCCAGACCCCCCCGUCCCCCCCUAACAGUCUACGUAGUUUAUGGACAGGCCCUUUACACAUUGAACAACAUGUAAAUGGUUCGUUAUAAAAAAAAUAGCACAAAAAAAGUUCAACAAUGAACCGCAGUGCACAAAUUACAUCGACACGUUUUGGUGAUACAGAAAAAUAACAUUUUUUGGAAAUUUCUAUAAAUGUCAUUUACGGGAAAAGGCUACAACCAAAGCAAAAAAAAAAAACAAGUCAGUAUCCCCAUUUUUUCUUAUUACUGUUUGAGUGUGUAGAUGCUAAAGGUAGCUGAGAAACCAUUUAUUUUGACCAACGAUUUCACAGACGCAGAAAAUGCGUGAAAGUAAACUCUGAAAAGUCGUACAAAGCAGUUGCUCCAACAUCACUGCAAAAAAAUACUGUACAAAUUACUACGUUCAACUUUCUUAAAUUUUAUAUUUUCCAUGUACAUUGUGAAAUCUUUAUGAUAGUUAAAUUCAGAUUGCCAUUUUUAAAGAUCAUAUAUUUUUAAGAGCACAUUCAAAGCAUUCCCGUUAUUUAGUGGCCACCCGUUAAAUGCCGUGAAAAAGUUUUCCCAGAUGCUGUUCAGUAUGGUUGCUUUUUCCACCUUACUAAAAGCUGGUGGCGUCGUCUGCAAAAGCUGGGGUUGACCGGGAAAUACUGUAAAAGUAUUCGAAUGCAGCUGACGUUCAAACAAACUGAAGCCUUGGCAUUUUUGAAGCCCAAAAAUGUUCCAGAAGGUCUUGCAGCCAUUCGGGCAAGCGCUCCUCAAUCAAUGCAGCCGUUUCUCGAUUAUGUCGAGAAAAACUAUGUAUUGGGUAAAAUUCGAUCAGAUGGCCGACGAGGUAUUCCACGGUUUGCUCCAAAAUUUUGGUCAAUGCGGCACAAUCUGUUGAACCACGCACCACUAAUGCCAUCGAGGGAUACCAUAACAAAUUCGAUUCUCUCCUAAAAGGCGGGAGCGAUUUGAAAUUUUAUGCUGUGCUUAACGCUUUUAAGGAAGAGGAACAGUCGACAUCUGCCGAGUUCCUAAGAUAUCUACAAGGUGACGUCCCAGUCUACACCAGUCGAAUGAAGAAGCUUCAGCAGAAAGAGGAGAAGCUCAAACAAGCGAUUCGGUCGAGUCGUGAAAUUUCGAUGGCAGAUCAUCUUCUCUCACUAGCUCUUAUACUGCAGAAUAAGUAAGUUUUUUUCAUGUAAAUAAAGAUAAAUCCAUCCAAAAUGACAAAUAAAAAAUUUUACGCAAACAUGUUCUCAUUAAACUAAAAAAAAGAAGGAAAAAUAUUCCGGUAAAUGGUUUUUCCGGGUAAUGGUUUUCCGGUAAAUGGUUCAUUCCGGUAAAUGGUCUUUCCGGUAAAUGGUUUUCCGGUAAAUGGUUCAUUCCGGUAAAUGGUAUUCCGGUUAAUUGCAUUCCGGGUAAUGGUUUUCCGGGUAAUGUCGUAGAACCAUGACAGAUAGUAUAAAUGUGCUCAUUUCAAAGUUCAACAACUUUUCAACGGAGUUCACCGAGGGUUUUUCAUCGGUCAAUCUACUUUUCAUCAUUGACGAGCUCACUCAACAAAUAAAAACAAUCGGCGAAGCCAUAAUCUUAGCCCGAUUUAGCAUCCCCAGCAUCCGAUUGAUUGGCCUCACUGAACUGACGGUUGCCCAAAAUUUUCUGAAAGAUCAAGGACUCAAUAUAGCCACAGCGAAAAGUGUACUAGAAAUCGCUCGAGCAUAUGUGGUAACCACCAAGGAUUCCAUCAAGUACAUUCUGAGGGUACCCAAAGUAACAAACGAAAUCUACACUCUUUACCAAGUCGAAGCAGCUAUAUCCAAUGGAACUCGAGUUCAUCUAGACACCAAUUUCUAUUUAAAUGGAACCGCUCCUUAUUCUACAAAAUCUGUUAGUGACUCAUAUGCAGAUCAGUUUAUCUGCCAAUCUUCGCAGCUUGAGUCUCCAUCAAAGUGUGUCCAAAAAUUUAUGGGCGGCUCUUCAGCUCAUUGCCCGAUGGAGAAAGUCUGUAGCAGAAACAUUGUCAAACGGAUCAACGAUGGAAAAAUAAUUGUGCAGGAUGCCGACAUUAUGCUAAAGUCGAACUGUAGUCUGCAUCGCAACAAACUGGAAGGUUCCUAUCUUAUCCAGUUUUCAGAAUGUACAAUACUAUUAGACGGCGAACGUUUCAUCAACAUUAACGUGGAUAUCCCAGGCAAAACUUUUAUCCCAACCACGGGAUUAAAGGUAAAUUUUACUAACGUAAUAGAUCGCAUACCUCCGGAGCAUUUACAGAUUCUUCAUAUGAUGCAUCGAGAACAUAUUCAGCACCUGAAUGUUACCAGUGAAAGCAUUCAAGGAAGGAUUCAUUUACUGCACUGGUUAUCUUUCGGAUCGAUAUCGGUAACAACCCUAGCAAUAAUUGGAGUCGCGCUAGAUUGCAUCAUCAGGACGUUAUUGACAAGGAAAGCAUCAGCUACGAUUAACCAAAAUCAGCAUGAGACGAUUACCGAGGCUAAGGAAACAUCAUCUGACAAGUCAACACAAAAGAUGAGCGUGAGCUACCCAACAAGACAACCCAGGUUCAUUCCACAGUAGGCGUGGAGUGGAGAAAGUCAAGGACUACUUUUUUCAAAAAAAAAGGGAAUUGUUAGGAACACACUGAUAGGUGGAUUAACCAAUCAGAGCGAAAGGCGCGUAUCACGCCACAGGUAACGACCAAUGAAAUUUUACGAUAAAUACUACUUGUCGGCUUGAAGGUUCCAAAGAUAAUGUUUAUUCAAAUCAAUUUCUGUUACAUUGUUGGUGGUUACAAUCAUAUUCAGAGUGGGAGGUGCCUGGAGUUGGCUUGACUAAUUUUACUGUGAGCCAAUCAGCGUAUACUUUACUAAUUGUUAAAUGUAUGUGUGAAAGGAGAAUAAUCGUUGGACACUUGCGCUGUGAGAACGAUGCGCUAAGGCAACAGCAAAGAAAGAUCGAAUUACUCUGCGUAUAAUUGAACGCCUGGGAAAGAACAUUUUUAUAUUGCUUAGCGGUGACGAUGACAUGGGUCAUCGUCUCUGGUGCAACAUAGAAUGGAUGGCAAUAAUUAAUUUUGAAGUGUUUGCAUUUAACCGGGUUUGUUGCUAUGCUGAUAGCUGUCGCUAUGGUGUCAAUAAUUUUACUUUACAUGUCGCAAUGUUCUACGACUGUAGGGAAGUCUGUGACUGGAAUAUGUCAAUGCUUCGUAUUUUCAGAAAAGGAAUAAUGUUACAAUUUAUGUUCAUCUGGUAUGCUACACCUUCCCCCUUUAGGAGAAUGAUGUAACGAAGGGAAAUCAUUCGUCAAAAGCUAUGCUCCAAGGACCUCUAACAAAGAAAAUAUUAAACUAUUUUGAUACUAACCGAAUUUCGCACUUAGUACAAGACUAAACAUUUACCUAAUCCCAUUUGAUUGUUUUUUUUUUUGUUUUUCAUUCUCUUUUUUAUGGGAAUCAGGCUCGGUAGAUCUCUAUUUUGUUUAUUCUAUUGUUAGUAUGUGUAAUAAUGUUUGUAUCAUAUUUCAACCAUAGAGUUUUUUUUUUUAUUUAAGCUUUGAUAAGUCUGUUUUUAUGAAUUGUUAUUAAAUCGUUAUUUUGUGUCAAAUGAUGUUUAAUUUUACAAUUUGGAUCAUUGAUUUCGACAAUUUUGUAAGGACCUGAAUAAAAGGAAUCGAGUUUCUUCCUGGUUUCUACCGUUAAAUAAACAAGAUCUCCAAUGUUCAGAUUGAUCGGAUUGGUGUUUAGAUUAGCCUGACUUGUUCGGGCCAUUUUUUGAUGUAUGAGAUUUCGUUUGGCAAUAUUAUUUGAGUUUUGAAUUCUAAAUUUAAGUUCACGAAAGUAGUCAUCGUAAUUGUAUAGUGGUUCUACGCCUUUUUCAUAAAUUUCGUUGGGUAAUUGUGCUUUUCUGCCAAAAACUAGUUCGAAUGGUGAAAAUUGAUGAUCAGAAUGGGGUGUACUAUUGCAUGAGAAACUAUAAAACUUCAACCAAUCAUCCCAGUCUGUAUGGUGUUCAUUAGUGAAAGAUCUCAGAUAUUCAUUUAAACAUCUGUGAUUUCUCUCUAAUGAUCCGAUAGUUUGGGGGUGAUAGGCUGUGGAAAAAUUUUGUUUAAUUUCCAAAAUUUUACAAAUUUGUUCUAAAGUUUGAUUUUUAAAUUCCGUUCCUUGAUCUGAUCUAAGUUCUAGAAAGUUUCCAUAUAUCAAAAUAAAAUUUUCGACUAAUGCCUUGGCAAUGACAUUAGCUUCCUUGCUUGGUGUUGGUAUUAAAACUAUAUACUUCGUCAAAUCACACUGGAUUGUAACGAUGUAUCGAUUAUUGUUAUUACUUAAUGGAAGCGGUCCAACCGUAUCGAUUAAAAUCACUUCAAAUGGUGAAGAAGGUGUAGUGGUGACUAUCAUAUUUUCUUUUGUAUGUUUAGUAAUUUUGUUCCGUUUGCAUAAUUCACAUUUCUUUAUGAACUGUGAUAUGCAACCUUUCAUAUCCUUCCACUUGUAUUUUUCUCUUAUUUUAAGGUAAAGCCGAUGUUGUCCAAUAUGACCUCCUAUUGGGGUCUCAUGGUUAACUCUUAUUAUUUCAUUAAUCUUAUUUUUAUCCGUUAUAAAUUUUGGUGGAUUGAAGAUUAUAAUUUGCACGUGUCUCACUUUUUCAUUAGCAAUCUUCUUGAAAAUAUUUAUCGGCCAUAGUUUGAAAAUUUCAUUAUCCGAAGAUAAUGCAAUCUGUUUAAUUUUCACAGAUAAUAAUAAUUUUUCUAAUUUCAGAAGUGCAAAUUCUAGGGUUUGACUUCAGUUAAUUAACAACUGCUGUUGCACUAAUGCAACACGUUUUUUACUGUUCUUCGAUAAGAUUAUCAUUUCAAGAACAUUGUUUUCGUAUGUAAUAGCUAACUUAUUCAAUUUAUUGGUAAAACUUGGAUUUUCGGUUACGUAAGUAGAGAGAUGAUCAGGCUCUUUACUUACAGCAACUGUUGGUAUUUUGGCGGGUAAUGCAUUUUUAUUCUGAUGACGGGACAAUGCGUCUGCGAUUACGUUAGAUUUGCCUUGAAUAUAUUCCACGGCAAAGUCAAAUUCUUCCAAAUCUAAACGCAUAUUUGUUAAUUUUGAGUUUGGAUUUUUCAUUCCAAACAAGAAUACCAAAGGUUUAUGGUCUGUUCUCACUGUGAACUUUUUGCCAUAUAAAUAAGGUUUGAAGUAGUUUACAGCCCAAUGUAUUGCUGUCAACUCCUUGAGAAUUACUGGCUUAUUCUUUUCACCUUUAGUAAACGUUUUGCUUGCAAAGGCUAUUGGUAAUUCACCAUUGUCAAAUUUUUGAGACAGAACUGCUCCACAAGCAAUGUCUGAAGCGUCUGUCGUUAAAAUAAAUUCUCUACUGAAAUCGGGAUAUUGAAGAAUCAUCGGGGACAUUAAAUGAUUACGUAGCAUAUCAAAUGAAUGUUGGCAUUCAUAUGUCCAAGUAAAUUUCGCAUUUUUCUUGAGUAAAUUAUUCAAAGGGCUGGCAAUUUUUGCAAAAUUUGGAACACAUUUCUUAUAAUAAUAGCAAAAAGCUACAAAUCGUCUAGUUUCAUCUCCACUAGAUGGAACUGGAUAAUUUUUUAUUGUGUCAAAUUUAGAAGGAUCUGGUAAUAUACCUUUAUCAGUUAUCUGAUGACCAAGAUAAGUAACUUCAGGUUGAAAAAAAUUGCAUUUACCAAGAUUGAGCUUUAAAUUGUAAUGCCUCAAUCUGUCAAAAACUUUUGCAAGAUUCAUUAAGUGGUGAUUGACUGAACAACCAAUCACAAUAAUGUCGUCAAUAUAGAUAAAAGCUAAUUCCGGAGUCAAUCCAGCCAUGGCAAUCGUCAUCAUACGCUGAAAACUAUUUGGACUUAUGUUCAAUCCAAAUGGUAAACGCGUAAAUUGAUAAUGUCCAGACUGUGUUGAAAAUGCAGUGAAGUUUCUCGAGCUCUUAUCCAAUGGAAUCUGAUGGAAACCAGACAUCAGAUCUAAAGUGGAAAAAUAUUUAGCUCUUCCCAGUUGAUCUAGAAUAGUAUCAAUUCUGGGGAGAGGGAAUUUAUCAGCAAGUAUUUUCUUGUUUAGUUGUCUGAAAUCCACAACUAAACGCCAUUUCUUGUCAUUGGUAUCGGAUUUUUUCGGUACCAAUAAAAUUGGAGAGUUAUACGGGGAUACUGAAUGUUCAAUAAUAUUUUCAUUCAGCAUUUUAUCAACUUGUCUCUGAAUUUCAUCGGUUUGAGCAUGUAAGUUUUUAUAGUUUAAAAUAUAUAUUGGACUUUUGUCUUGAAGGGGAAUUUUUUGAGUGUAAAAAUUGUUAACAGUUAACGUAUCAUCUGGUAAACUAAAAAUAUCUUGGUAUUUUGCAAUCAGGUUCUUUAAACCUUUUAUUGCAUCCGGUGGUAUUCCAGCAAAGUUAAUCUGAUUAAGAAUAUCGUUUUGACGAUUUUCCUUAUUUUUACUACUAUUAAGUUUCAUUAUGUAAAAAUUAUUAAGUGGUUCCAUUAAAGGAUGAAAUUGUGAAUACAUUAUAUGUACAGGUUUUUCGGUAGUGUUAAUAAAUUUAACAUAAGGAUUAUUAGGUGAUAUGAUGGUAUUUCCACAGAAAAUGCCUGGCAAUAUUUCCUGUGAAUGUACAACCAUAUUGUAUGUACAUGGAAUAUUAACAAUUCUUCUAACGACUUCACUUCGUUUUGGUAAGAUGAAACCGUUGUUUAAGUUGUCAUAAAUCGGUAUUGUUAUCUCUUCAUUAUUUACACUGAACUUAAGCAGCCAAGAUUCAUAAUCAAUUAUGCAUCUAUGGGAGCUUAAGAAAUCGCGGCCUAAAAUGCCGUCAGUCAUGAUAGGGAAUUCAUCAUUCACAAGGUGGAAUUUAUGCUUGAUGCACAAUCCUCCUUCGAAAUAUAGGUCAGUUUCUGCUGACGCAAUAGUUUCAAUUGUGUCAUCGGUGAUUCCUGUUAGCUCGAUUCUUUCUGUAAGGUUUAUUUAGUAAUUGGGAUUCAGUUUACUAAGUUUAAAAAUAGAGAUAUCCGCUCCGCAGUCUAUAGUGAACGUUUUCCUAGCAUUUGUCAUUUGAACAUUGACCGCUAUGAAAUUUGAAGCGUUCAGGUUUAUUGUGAGUACGGGUGCUGUAGGAAUGGUGUUCCUAAAAAAUUGCUUGAUGCAUGUUGUUGUUGUUGUUGUUGUUGCCUUUAGGGUGGCAUUAGGUUUCUUGGUACAAUAGCUACGGGUUGAGACAGUGCACCGUUUGGUGCAAACUGAUUCGGAGGCAAUGAACCAGAACCAUGCACCACGUUCAUGUGAUACAUUCUUCUGUUGCCAUCUUGUACCCAAUUUUGUUGUCUAUAUUGCUGUUGGUUAUUGUUCGGAUGAUUAUAUCUUGACCUAUUUGACGAUUGUUGACCAUAGUUUGACCUGGGUUGGUGCGGGUUUGGACGAGGGGAAUUUCUGAAAUUUCCUCUGCUAUUGUUGCCAUUGGAACGAUUUUGGUAAUUUGAUUGAUAAUUUGGUCUAUUUUUUGAAAAAUUUUUCCUCAUCUGCAUAAUUGAUGCGGAUGGUUCAUUAUUGAAAUUCUCGUUUUCAAUAACAAUAUUUAAUGCUUCCGAAAGAGACGCGAAUUUCCCCUCUUUGAGGAGCAUUUUUGUCUCCUGUUUGUGUGAUGAAGCUGUUAAGGUUUGUAUGGCAGCCUUGUUUGCUAACUUUGUGGCUACCGCAUUCGGAACUUCUUCCCGAAUGUAAGCAUGUUUCAGUUUAUCCGCAAGUAUGUCAAUUUCCUUUGUGAAUCCAGAAGUUUCUUGACCUUUUCGUGGUUUAACAUUUUUCAGAUUUGCAAGAGCCAAAUCUGAAGUGCUUUUGUCUAUACAAUCAGCAGUAAUUUUGUUUUUUAUUUCUUGCAAAUCUGCUGGCACUGCUGUAAAUAGAUCUCUAGCUUUACCAGUCAACUUAGUCAAAAUAAGUUGAAUGGCAGCAGCUUGUUGCGCGUCUGGUACAAUGGUUUCAACUAAACCUAUUGCAUCUGUGAAAGAUUUUAUGCCUCCUGGAUUCCCAUCAUAAUUUGGGAUCAGAGAUGCUAGCUCUGAGGCAGUUUUAAUGUCUAGUGCCAUUUUUCUUAAUCGUAAUUUAAUUUUGUGUUCCGAAAGUUUUUGCUGAAUUAUCAACUCAAUCUCAUUCACCAAGUUUUUAGAAAUUUUUAAGAAGUGAUUUAAUUGAUUAAUUGAGUCAAAGAAGAUUCUAAUAAGAAAAACUCAUUUUGAUUACUCAAGUCCUUUGCUACUUGUCGUUUUUUUUUGCAAUGUAGUCGCUUUAAUUUUGUUGUUAAUCGAUUUUUUUAAAUUUAUUAAAAGUGCAUUUAAUUGUUUUAAAGCGUUUUCAAUUUUCUCUGACAUUACAAAAUAUAUACUAAUUCACUAUUUCAAAAUUCAUAAAAAGGUUAAUGCUCAUCAUAUUGAUUUUGGGACUGUUGUGUCGAAAAUAUUACAGCUUAUUGGUUCACGUAGAAUUCAUAAUAUAAAAAUGAAAAAUAAAAAUGAAAUCAUAACAGCUUUUCUUUUUACAUACAAGGCAUAAUAGUUCUAGUCAUUGUUGCUCACAAUUGCUAAACAUA
Aedes albopictus (Asian tiger mosquito) is the source of this 13512-nucleotide messenger RNA. RefSeq lists its product as uncharacterized. The coding region runs from base 6386 to 7510 and encodes 374 amino acids. The record is from RefSeq and is a predicted model, not a curated record. Lineage: Eukaryota; Metazoa; Arthropoda; Insecta; Diptera; Culicidae. The transcript has 2 exons.